UCCUCCCACUUUUAUUUUAUAUUCGCUGUCCCAUCUUAUGUAUGUAUCACCUGGUAUCCAGCUUCUAGAACUAUGGAAUAAUUUACUAAGUUAGGUAUCAUUUACUUAUGUACUAUGGUAUUUGAUAUUUAAGGCUGCAUAAAUGGUUACCAUAUAACCCACAUACCCCUUUACCCUACGAAGCCAUUCUAUGGCUGGCUAACAGUGGCUCACAUUCGCAAUGUCCCGCUCGCUAGAUAAAGAUCUUCUAGUUCACUUAGAAGCUGAUGAUCCAAAUGAGGUGUAUAACGACAUCUCUACGAUCCUCACGAAGCUACCGGGAAAUGAAUUGCUAGAGAUCGAAUUUCUUGGGAAAAGCCAUCCUCUACAACCAGGGGUCAACUACCUUAGAGAUGGCACGGCUGUCGCAAUUCCUAAGCUCAGGCUAGUUCAAGCAUUUUUCAUUGCACGCCAGUUGCUGCAGGCUUAUCAUGAGGAGAGUACAGUAAGCCGCAGCGAAGUGAUGGCUGCAACAGCUGUAUUGCUGCUUAUGGACCCCGAACAUCUGACAGCCGCUAAUACCCGGAAACGACUGCUCAUAUUGUCACUAGAAACUGGCCAGGCAGAUGAGUUGGCAUUAAGACGAGAGAAGCAGUUUGUGGACAGCCUUCUCACGUCAAGGCUGUAUCGGCAUGCCAAAUCACCUACCCUCUGGUCACAUCGUCGCUGGUUACUCCACCUAUAUACAAUUCACGGCGUAGUCGUGGACCUACAGCACGAUAUCAAGAAUAUUGUCAUGAUAGCGGGAAUCCGGCAUCCUCGCAACUAUCCUGCCUGGCAUCACGCUCGGCUUUUAGUGGAUCGUGAUCCGGGACUGGCUGAAUCUAUAGUUACUGAUGUUAAAGAGUUCUGCUUGAAAAAUCAUACCGAUAUUUCUAGUUGGAGUUUUCUCGUCUAUAUCAUUGGCAGGAUUGAAGACAAAGAAACCCGCAGCACAGUCUAUUCUUCCGUUUUCACAGAAGUCCUUGAUAUCACUAGCUCGUUGCGCUGGAUAAGCGAGUCUGUCUGGACAUUUCUGCGCGACAUAGCGACGGUGGAAUUCAUUAGUGACCAACAAUUCGAGUCAUUUUUGGCCGUAAAUAAGAGGCUCGCUUCCACAACGCCGGAGAGCAGUAGUCAGCGAAGAACACUGGAUAGCGCACAACGUUGGUGCAAAAAGUAUCGCCCUCUAACGGGGUCCAAAAUGGCGGAAUGAGUCUGAAUUGGUCCAGCAAAGCUACCAGCCAGCCGUUGGGAGGAAAAAACAUAGUUGGCUCAGUAUUGACGCUGUCAGCAACUCAUUACUUGGGCGACCGAACACCUAAGAAUAGAAAACCAAGUGACUAAAACGACCAGUCUAGAUGUUAUAUGCCCUUUGCUUCCUUCUCGCCCUUACUUCCAUACCUCCUUCUCGUAAUGGACGAAAGAGGAUGGACGUCUGCUUCAAGUUGAGGCUCAUCAGUUGCACAUACAUAGCUUAUCCGGAUGGCGGCUGAGGAAGGCCUUUGUACGUACCGAAUAACUAAGACGUGACUCCUGAUAGGUCCAAAAUUUGUGGUAGGCUGACGCAGGGGCUUAGUUCUGCUACAACGUGGACGGCACAAGACGCUUCGUCCUAUAAUUAUCCCGUCACCUUACAUUUUGGGUACCAAACUG
Messenger RNA from Daldinia decipiens, 1674 nucleotides. Its product is annotated as protein prenylyltransferase. Bases 221 to 1234 code for a protein of 337 amino acids. Lineage: Eukaryota; Fungi; Ascomycota; Sordariomycetes; Xylariales; Hypoxylaceae. Gene Ontology annotation, biological process: protein prenylation. Gene Ontology annotation, cellular component: cytoplasm. The transcript has a single exon. Gene Ontology annotation, molecular function: protein prenyltransferase activity. The record is from RefSeq and is a predicted model, not a curated record.